Messenger RNA from Cucurbita maxima (winter squash), 1626 nucleotides. RefSeq lists its product as uncharacterized. The coding region runs from base 102 to 1391 and encodes 429 amino acids. The transcript has 4 exons. Gene Ontology annotation, cellular component: Golgi membrane; endoplasmic reticulum membrane. Gene Ontology annotation, biological process: ceramide biosynthetic process. NCBI's taxonomy places the organism in Eukaryota, Viridiplantae, Streptophyta, Magnoliopsida, Cucurbitales, Cucurbitaceae. The record is from RefSeq and is a predicted model, not a curated record. Gene Ontology annotation, molecular function: ceramide cholinephosphotransferase activity; sphingomyelin synthase activity.
GAGAAGAACACUUGUCUCGACAUCCUUUCCUCCUCAACUAACCCAUUUACUCUCCACAAGCAACUACACUGCGCGUCUUUGUCCGCCACCGCCACCACCAAAUGCGGUGGCCGGCCUCGAAGACUGGCGGGCUUGGCCUCAUUGCCAUAUCAUACAUCUCCAUUGACUACCUCAGCCACCUCUCGCCGGCAUGGCAUGCCCGUCUCCAGCCAGCUCUUUGGUCCCUUCUUGCCCUUGCCGCCGUCGUUCGUGUUCCCUUCUACAAGCACUGGUCCUCCGAGUUCCGUUCCGCCAUUCCAUUUCUCUCCUCCAUGCUCUUCAUGCUCGCCACUCUGCUCUUUGAAGCUCUUUCCGUUCGUUUCGUCACCGCCGUCCUCGGUCUUGAUUGGCACAGUGACACAUCUCCUCUUCCUGAUACGGGCCAAUGGCUUCUCCUGGCGUUGAACGAGAAACUUCCUCAUACUGUUGUGGAGAUAUUGAGAGCUCGGAUUAUUGGAUUGCAUCACUUCCUGAUGUUGUUCAUUAUGCUUGCAUUCUCUGUGCUGUUUGGCUCAGUAAAAGCUCCUGGACUCGGAUUAGGUGCGAGGUAUAUGUUCACCAUGGCAAUUGGCCGACUUCUUAGAGCCAUAACUUUUGUAUCUACAAUUCUGCCAUCUGCAAGGCCAUGGUGUGCCUAUACUCGAUUCCGAGUCCCAGCAUAUCCUCAUCGUUGGGCACAGAAGUACUAUGUUCCUUAUGCUGAAGAUGCUGAUACAAUUCGCCAGUUAAUAAAUCAGGACACAGCUUUUGCUGAUCCGGGACAGAUUCUUGGUGACUUCAGACCUGAUUGGGGUAAAAUGAGCUUCUUAAUAGAUUUCCUACGACCAACACCCUCUGAAGGAUCUUCUUGGUACAAUGUACUUAAGAAGGCCGGGGGUGGCUGCAACGACCUUGUAUACAGCGGCCACAUGCUCGUUGCCGUGCUCACGGCCAUGGCCUGGACGGAGGCUUAUGGAGGUCUUAGCUCAGCAGUUGUAUGGUUUUUUGUAAUACACAGCGCUCAACGUGAAAUACGAGAACGCCACCAUUACUCUGUCGAUUGUGUUGUUGCAAUAUACGUUGGCAUCCUCUUAUGGAAAAUGACUGGUUUCAUUUGGUCAGCGAAAGACGUCGUGAAACGAAAGAGGCUAGCAAAGUUGGAGAAAAUUCAAAGUAAACUGGUACAAGCUGCAAAAGAUGCAGACAUUGAUGAAGUUAGAGAACUUCUAAAAGAAAUAGAGCUAACCAGUCAAGAGAGCAACAAAGAAGACAACCGAGGCCAGAGCGGAGUAUUAUGGUUCUUUGCUUGUGCAACGAUAUUUGCUGCGUUUGUCAUCGUUCUUCUAGCGUUCACAUGGACAAGUGAUGGAUAAAUUUACUCGUAGUGAUGACACGUUCCACGGUUUCACGAACACGAACACUGGUUAUCCAAUGCGAGUUUUGUAUUGGUAUCGGACUGCUCGGACUGCUCCCUCCGCCAAAGAAUGGGGAAAAACUGAUAAUUCUUGGUUAGUUUAUUGUAGAGUGUAAUGAAUGAUGGUAUGGUUUUUGAUUGUCUUGUUUGAUAAGUUAAUUAGAAACCAUUUAUGGGUUUUGUGUUGUUAUCCA